Doryrhamphus excisus (bluestripe pipefish) is the source of this 2254-nucleotide messenger RNA. RefSeq names its product ceramide synthase 6 (gene cers6). Gene Ontology annotation, biological process: ceramide biosynthetic process. Lineage: Eukaryota; Metazoa; Chordata; Actinopteri; Syngnathiformes; Syngnathidae. Gene Ontology annotation, molecular function: DNA binding; sphingosine N-acyltransferase activity. The record is from RefSeq and is a predicted model, not a curated record. Gene Ontology annotation, cellular component: membrane.
CCCUGCAACAGUCAUGUGUUGUGUGACAUGUGAACGCACCAAUCACCUGCGAGCAUCUGACUGCGUCCACUUCCCGACACCGGAGGAGCUGAGCGGACACGGACGGCCGAAGAUUCAGCACCCGUCAUCAUCACCAUCAUCAUCAUCAUCAGCGUCAGCCGCAGCAGCCGCCGAGGGCUCGCUUUUAUUAUCAGCAUCCGACGGGAGUACACCAGUGUCGGUCACCGUGCCCGCAGCAAGGACAUGGCCGGGAUCUUGGCGUGGUUCUGGAACGAGCGCUUCUGGCUCCCCCAUAACGUAACAUGGGCUGACUUGAAGAACACAGACGAGGCGACGUUCCCCCAAGCGGAGGAUCUCUAUCUGGCUUGCCCUUUGGCCUUCUGCAUCUUCAUGGUGCGGCUGCUGUUCGAAAGGUUCAUUGCAAGGCCAUGUGCUGUGGGCCUGAAGAUCCAAGCCAACGGGCCCAAAAAAGCCCAACCCAAUGCCAUCUUGGAGAAGGUUUUCACGGCGAUCACCAAGCACCCCGAUGAGAAGAGGCUGGAGGGACUGUCCAAGCAGCUGGACUGGGAUGUCCGAACCAUCCAGCGCUGGUUCCGACAACGACGCAACCAAGAGAAACCCAGCACUCUCGCCCGCUUCUGUGAGAGCAUGUGGAGAUUUGCAUUUUAUCUCUACAUAUUCACCUAUGGAGUGCGUUUCCUUAAAAAGACGCCCUGGCUGUGGAACACAAAAGAAUGCUGGUACAACUAUCCGUACCAACCGCUGACGGUGGACAUCCACUACUACUACGUGCUGGAGCUGUCCUUCUACCUGUCCUUGCUCUUUUCCCAAUUCACUGAUAUCAGGAGGAAGGAUUUCUUGAUCAUGUUCCUGCACCACGUGGCCACCAUCUCCCUCAUCACCUUCUCCUACGUGAACAACAUGGCGAGGGUUGGAAGUCUGGUCAUGUGUCUCCACGACAUGGCGGAUGUCCUGAUAGAGGCAGCCAAGAUGGCCAACUAUGCCAGAUGUCAGAUUUUGUGCAACCUCCUGUUUGCCAUGUUUGCACUCGUCUUCAUCAGUUCCCGACUGGCAGCUUACCCCGUGUGGAUUCUAAAUACGACCUUGUUUGAGAGUUGGGACAUCGUUGGACCCUACCCGUCCUGGUGGGUCUUCAAUCUGCUUCUCAUCUUACUGCAGCUCCUUCACUCGUACUGGUCCUACCUCAUCGUAAAGACGGCGUACCAGGCCAUCUCCAAAGGAAAGGUGGGGAAAUGGAAUCCUUUGCACGUGUCUAAGGACGACUGCAGCGACAUUGAGUCCAGCUCGGACGAGGAUGAAAACCCCAGCAAACAGAAAACACACAACAGCGCCACCAACGGGACCAACAAACCUCACGGAACCAACGGGUUCCUGACAGGAACUUACCCUGAUGAACACUGACUGUACUGAUGCACACCAUCCAGCCAUCCGUGUACGUGUGAGUGUGUGUUUUUUUGGGGGGGGGCACAUUGACAUCGUUGAUCUAUGUCUUCUGGUUCUGGAACGUGUUUACUUGUUCAGAUGGAUGAAUGUUUCCUUGGCUUUUGUUCAAGUUUAAGUUUAACUUUAAUCCCUAAAAUUGGGAUUUUUUUCUUGUUUCUCUUAAUAUUUUGACCUUGUGCUAAAACUACUGCUGAUUUUUCCAGUUUUUUUUUAAUUACUAUGGAAUUAUCUGUAUCCAGGCCCAGUAAAAAAAAAAAAAAACACCAAAAUGGCACCCGGGCCACACUUUGGACCUCCAUGGCGUAAGAUGCCAGUCUGUUAGGUGCCAUAUUAUAGAACAAAGAAGACGUUGAUCUUUGCGAUUGUUGUCGUGUUGCAUCUACUCCAACUGCCCAGCAGCAAGGCAUUGAGACUCCGCCCGGGUAGGAAUGCCAACAGCAACAAGAAAGAGCGGAGUAACGUAAGCGAGUUGGCGAAGGCGUGUGUGAGGAUGUCGAGACGGGGCGGUCUCCACUGUCUUUUGUUGGCUUUCUUUUCCUCGCUGCUCCCCCCAAAAAAACAACAAUCCGUACGCUAUGUGAGAUGGCAGUAUUACAGUACAUACUCUAACAGUAUUACACUAUGUUCUGUAACAGUAUUCCAGUACAUACUGUAACAGUAUUACAGUGCAUACUGUAACAGUACUCCAGUAUGACGACAGUAGAGACCGGAUUCUUAUUCUCUUCAGUGGUCUUGCAGCAGGCAGUAUGAUGACUUGUUGGAAUUAUUCAAUAAAGAACAAAAAGCAUCA